AUGGUGUGUAUUGAAAAUAUCUAUCUAUCUAUCUAUCUAUCUAUCUAUCUAUCUAUCUAUCUAUCUCAGUCUAUAUAUUAUCUAUCUAUCUAUCUAUCUCAGUCUAUACAUUAUCUAUCUAUCUAUCUAUCUAUCUAUCUAUCUAUCUAUCUAUCUAUCUAUCUAUCUAUCUCAGUCUAUACAUUAUCUAUCUAUCUAUCUAUCUAUCUAUCUAUCUAUCUCAGUCUAUACAUUCUAUCUAUAUCUAUCUAUCUAUCUAUCUAUCUAUCUAUCUAUCUAUCUAUCUAUCUAUCUAUCUAUCUAUCUAUCUUAGCCUAUUCAUUAUCUAUCUAUCUAUCCCAAUCUUUUUUUUAUCUAUCUAUCUAUCUAUCUAUCUAUCUAUCUAUCUAUCUAUCUAUCUAUCUAUCUAUCUCAGUCUCUACAUUAUCUAUCUAUCUAGCUAGCUCAGUCUGCUUAUAUCUAAGAAAAGAAAACUCAUGUUUGGGUUGCUUCCCUUUUCAUUUUCUUUAUUUUCUUCACCUUCCAAUUUUUCUCCUCGUUCUUCUCCUCCACCUUCUCUUUUUUCUUCUUUUCACCUUCCUUUCUUCUUUUUCUUCUAAUUUUCCUCCACGUCAUUGUUCACCUCCACCUUUUUCUUCGCCCCGUCUUUCUUUCUUUCUCCUCCUCCUCCUUUUUCUUCUAAUUUUCCUCCACGUCCUUUUUUACCUCCACCCUCUUCUCUGCCUCAUGUUUCUUUCUUUCUCCUCAUCUUUUUUCUAA
This is a messenger RNA of Acanthosepion pharaonis, 759 nucleotides long. NCBI's taxonomy places the organism in Eukaryota, Metazoa, Mollusca, Cephalopoda, Sepiida, Sepiidae. The record is from the annotation of a GenBank genome assembly.